This is a messenger RNA of Penaeus indicus, 1109 nucleotides long. RefSeq lists its product as uncharacterized. The coding region runs from base 1 to 582 and encodes 193 amino acids. The transcript has 6 exons. Gene Ontology annotation, biological process: regulation of DNA-templated transcription. Gene Ontology annotation, molecular function: DNA binding; DNA-binding transcription factor activity. The record is from RefSeq and is a predicted model, not a curated record. NCBI's taxonomy places the organism in Eukaryota, Metazoa, Arthropoda, Malacostraca, Decapoda, Penaeidae.
AUGUCUGGUUUGGCAUGGCACUGGAACUUCAUAUUGAAUGCAAAAGGAUCAACAAGUGGAGGACAGGAACUGCAGAACCACGUUGAUGAUAUGCAGACCACCAUUGACUCACUUCAGGAUCUCCUUUCAUCAGGAACAUUCAAUGUUGAUCCAUCCAUGCUUCUUACGGAUAUCUUCACUUCAGGGACUUGUAAUCUAGAUCCACUCACAGCUCUCACAAUGUUCAACACAGAUGAUAAUUACAUCCCAGAGCUGGAUGCAAUGGCUACAGCAAGUGGGACUGAGGUGUCUGUCUAUAAUCCUAGUCUGUUUGACCUGGCAAGUGAUAUCGAGGAAGACCCUCUCAGUUUCUUGAAUAGCCCACUGCCCACCAGCUCCACCUCCACAUCAGAUGUACCACCAGUGGCCUCGUCUAGUGCCAGUGCUGUCAAGCCUUCAACCAAAAGUGGCCCAACGCCAGCAAAACAUCUUAGACUGAGCAUAAAGAAAGAGCUGGAUGACUAUGACGAAUUAAAUACCCCACAGAUUAGCCCAUCCAACUCCACCAAGCCUGUAUUUAGAGGGAAGAAAAGAGGUAAUUGAAUUGCUUAGAAGUGAAUGCUUGGCUUGAAACAUGCCGGAUGCCUAUGUUUUCCGUAUCAUUUGCUUUUGAGGCCAUGUGUCAUGAUUUUUGAAAGAAACUGACAUAUCUCAGUUUUUACAGACUUUAUUUAAAGGACCAGGAUUUUAGUUCACGAUAGCAUUUAGUUUUUUUUUUUUUUCUUGGAAUUGUGAUACAAAUACAUAAGUGAUACCUAUUUAAAGUUUUUCUUUUCUUUUUCUUUUUCUUUUCUCUCUGUGAAGAUGAUUUCACAUAAAAGUGCAAAUGUAGAGAAAAGUAUGAAAAGAAAAAAGGAAUCACAGAUAUAUAUAUUUCCUCAAAAGAUUUAGUUUAGAAUUAUCUGUAGGUAGAGCUUAUUGAGUGACAUAUUCAGUCUAUAUAGGUAAUAAGCAUUUCCCUAGAGGUAUAUCUAGCUCAGUCAUACAGCUUCUAGAUUUUGGAAAAAUUGAUUUGAGUAUGAAAAUGUGGGUUACUUGUAACACAUAAGUACCUUUCUUUUUGGAUUGUA